UAGUAUUAUAGGGGAACUCUGAGUGGAUAAGCCCACUUAAACAUGCAGGAUCCUAGUGGGGACAAAGUUUGUAGAGCAGGUGGUGAAGAAGAAGGGGAGGAUGGACAGCACACAUCCAGAGUCCAUGGUACUGAAGCAGGCCCACAUCAUACUGAAGCAAGCUCACAUCGUACUGAAGGAAGCUCGCAUCUUACUGAAACAAGCUCAAGUCCUUCUGAAGCAGAGAAUGGCCAUGAUAACUCUCCACAUGUGAAUCGUGCACAAGAUGUUGGUAGCCAGGCUGUUCCCCAAGGUAGUCUCAAUUCAAGGGGCCCUGUAGAGGCAAGAGUGGUGGUCGAAGAGGCAGCCAUAGCUCCUCAGGGUGAGCAGGCACCAAUUAUUCCGGGACCUAGUGGAGAUGCUGCAACAACAACUGGAAGUCGACUCUUGGAAUUUUCCGUAACAGUGCCGUUCCGGACUGCUGUGGAGGCAAACAUUGCAUGCAGAACCCUGGCCUCAAAUAUCCAGCAGCAGCAAAUGAUGGUUCAGCAGGAGUUCACUGUGAAUGACACUAUUCUCACUGUUAGGUGGACCACUGAAGAUCCUGUUCUCUUCCGAACAUCCAUCAAUGCCUUUCUUGACCAACUUUCCCUUGUGGUGAGGACCAUCCCACGUCCAGUGUUUAUGGCUGUCUUCAAACAAGGAAGAGGAAGAAAUAAUUAACUCUAGUAUGUUACCACCCACAACACAAGAAACUGUCCCUUUGCCUCCAUAUUCACUGUUUUGAUUCUAUCACACUGUUUUUAUCAGUCAGUGUUACUGGAGGAGUGAAUAUUGAAAAUCAGAUAAUGAAAACA
Messenger RNA from Mus caroli (Ryukyu mouse), 836 nucleotides. RefSeq lists its product as uncharacterized. Gene Ontology annotation, cellular component: EKC/KEOPS complex. The record is from RefSeq and is a predicted model, not a curated record. NCBI's taxonomy places the organism in Eukaryota, Metazoa, Chordata, Mammalia, Rodentia, Muridae.